AUGUCCACUGGCAGCGCUAAACCCGUUCUGGAGUAUUGCGUCUUCAAGGCCCCGGAGAAGGGUUGCCGGCUUUAUAAUUUCAGUUCGUUCUCCACCUCCGAACUUCCCCAGGGCCAGGACGACGGACGGCCAGAUCUCCUCUCUCCCGGCCAUCUCACCCGCUCCACCACAUCCCACCUCGCACAUCACGCUGCCUCACACGAGUCCUCAGGACCUCAGGAAGCUGGCCUUCUUAUCGCGCGCUGA
This is a messenger RNA of Blastomyces dermatitidis ER-3, 246 nucleotides long. RefSeq lists its product as uncharacterized. The record is from RefSeq and is a predicted model, not a curated record. The coding region runs from base 1 to 246 and encodes 81 amino acids. The transcript has 2 exons. Lineage: Eukaryota; Fungi; Ascomycota; Eurotiomycetes; Onygenales; Ajellomycetaceae.